AUGGCUACCCCCCACCCUCCCAUGAGCCAAUUACUUCAGGCUGUGGGUGCUUCGUCCGUGUCUGAUCCCCUGGAGCAGCUGAAGGCUGCCCUGAGCGCCGGGCAGGUGCAGGGCGCGUCAUUCAAGCGCGCCCGGGUGGAGGAGCUUGCUGCAUCGGCAGAGCAGCAGGGCUUAGGCCGAUGGCACCACUCCGGCGCCCCGCCCCCGCCCCCCCCUCCCGCCCUGCUGAGCGGCAACGGCGGCCAGGGCUUCCACAACUCCGGCUCCGAGUCGCCCGAGGGCGAGGACGACAGCGCCAUGCAGCGCACCGGCAGCGGCCCCGCAGACCGCACUCAGGCCACCAAGGACAAGAACCGCAAGGCGCAGCAGCGCUUCCGCCUGCGCCAGAAGGAGAAGAUGCAGGCCAUGGAGGCGGAGAACGUGCGCCUGCGCGCGCUGCUGGCCGAGCACGCCAUCCCGCUGCCCCCGCCCCCGCGGCGCUGCUCAGCGGCGGCGGCGGCACGGGCGGCGGCGGGGAGGCCGGCGCGGCGCCGCGCAGCGCGCCCGGCCCGGCCUCCGUGUCGGCCAUGUACGACGAGGUGGAGGGCGUGCUGGACGCGACCCCGGGCAUCCCCCCCCGCGCCCUGGUCUCCUACCUCCAGGCCUGGGCCCGGGACCUGA
Auxenochlorella protothecoides is the source of this 660-nucleotide messenger RNA. RefSeq lists its product as hypothetical. Gene Ontology annotation, biological process: regulation of DNA-templated transcription. The record is from RefSeq and is a predicted model, not a curated record. Lineage: Eukaryota; Viridiplantae; Chlorophyta; Trebouxiophyceae; Chlorellales; Chlorellaceae. Gene Ontology annotation, molecular function: DNA-binding transcription factor activity. The coding region runs from base 1 to 660 and encodes 219 amino acids. The transcript is spliced from 2 exons.